AUCAUGCAGCUCGCAGCGUGUCUUCGUUAACACGCAGCAACAUCAUUCCAUCCAGCGACGGCCGCCAGACUAGACUCUGUCCUAAGCAGCUGAAACCAUUGAACAUCAAACAAUAGUAAUUAUUCAUCCAGUCAGUGAUUUCGUCAAGGAUGAGUGGAAAAUUGAGGGAAGGAUUACUUUUGGGCUUGGGAAAUCCACUACUGGAUAUCUCAGCAACCGUAGAUGAUGAUUUUUUGAAAAAAUAUGGAAUGAAACCGAAUGAUGCCAUUCUAGCUGGGGAGCACCACAAGCCAUUAUACGAUGAGCUUAUUGAACAGUACAAAGCGGAUUUCAUUGGAGGUGGAUCAGUUCAAAAUACUCUCAGGGUUGCGCAGUGGAUUUGGGAAAAGCCCCAUAUUUCCACAUUCAUGGGUUGUGUGGGGAGAGAUAAAUAUUCUAAAAUCCUGGAAGACAAGCUUUUGGAGAGUGGAGUGAAUGUUAGAUAUCAAUACCACGAUAAAGAGUCUACUGGUACCUGUGGAGUGCUUAUUACUGGAAAAAAUCGAUCAUUAUGUGCGAAUUUAGCAGCUGCAAAUUGCUUCUCACCACAUCAUCUCGACGAUCCAGAGAAUCAACUCCUUUUAGAAAAUAGUGAAUAUAUCUACAUUUCUGGCUUCUUCUUGACCGUCAGUCCAGUAACCAUUCAAACAGUAGCGAAACAUGCGCACGAGAAGAAUAAAAUGUUCAUGAUGAAUCUGAGUGCACCAUUUCUGUGUGAAUUCUUCAAGGAGCCAAUGCUGGCAGCAUUCCCUUAUGUAGAUAUACUAUUCGGCAAUGAAACAGAGGCAGAUGCCUUCUCAAAGGCGAAUGACUUAAAAACGACGGACAGGAGGGAAAUUGCCUUAAUAAUGUCGAAGAUUAAUAAAAUAAAUGAUAAGAGGAAGAGACUUGUUGUUAUCACUCAGGGGGCUGAGAAUGUGAUCGUAGCUAAAGAUGAUACCGUCACAGAAUAUCCAGUCAGGAGAAUACAGGAAGAUAAAGUUGUGGAUACGAACGGUGCUGGAGAUGCCUUCGUCGGAGGAUUCCUGGCACAAUACAUCCUUGGCAAGAGCAUCGAUGUAUGCAUUGAGUGCGGCGUCUGGGCAGCUACAGAAAUUGUCCAAAGAUCUGGUUGUACUUACGUAGGAAAAGCUAAUUUUCUAUCUUGAAAUUAUAUUUUCACACAUUCGAGAGAUACCUGUACAUUUUGGAAAACUACCAGGGGACGGUUACUUAAAAAAAUUUGGUUCUUUGAAUAAAUCGUUUAACCAAAA
Messenger RNA from Diachasma alloeum, 1292 nucleotides. It is a transcript of the gene Adk2, whose product is annotated as adenosine kinase 2. The transcript has 5 exons. Gene Ontology annotation, biological process: purine ribonucleoside salvage. Bases 150 to 1187 code for a protein of 345 amino acids. The record is from RefSeq and is a predicted model, not a curated record. NCBI's taxonomy places the organism in Eukaryota, Metazoa, Arthropoda, Insecta, Hymenoptera, Braconidae. Gene Ontology annotation, molecular function: adenosine kinase activity. Gene Ontology annotation, cellular component: nucleus; cytosol.